ACAAUCGAAACCCAGACCCUCCCCGACCGGAUCGCUUCCCGCCUCGCGCUUCGUUCUCCGAGGCGCUUCGACGGGACGUCGCGGGCGGCAGCGGUGCUUGUUCCGCUGGUCCCCCGAGAAGGCGACUACGGGCUGGUGCUUACCCGGCGUGCGUUGGAUCUUCGCCGCCAGCCGGGAGACAUCGCGUUCCCCGGAGGAAUGAUCGAUCCCGAGGAUCCAUCCGAAUUGGCGGCUGCCCUGCGGGAGGGGCGUGAGGAAAUCGGGCUCGAUCCUGCCGGGGUGCGGGUUCUCGGCAGGCUCGACGAUCGACUCACCGUGGAGGGGUUUCGGCUGGUCCCCUUCGUAGUCGCGAUCCCUUCCUCGGCCGUCCUUCGAACUGGCCCCGAAGUGGACGCGGUCUUCGAGGUUCCGUUACGGACGCUCCUGCUUCCCGGGUGCGAGACCACCGAGGUUCAGCGCACUGCAAGGGUCGGGGGUGCGGUCGGUAGAUCCCGUGUUGUCUUUCGGUACCACUACCGCGACUACGACAUCUGGGGCCUGACGGCCCGCAUCAUCAGGGAUCUGCUGGACGUGCUCUAG
Molecule: messenger RNA, 579 nt
Organism: Geodia barretti
Lineage: Eukaryota; Metazoa; Porifera; Demospongiae; Tetractinellida; Geodiidae
Source: the annotation of a GenBank genome assembly